This is a messenger RNA of Coffea eugenioides, 2250 nucleotides long. RefSeq lists its product as uncharacterized. NCBI's taxonomy places the organism in Eukaryota, Viridiplantae, Streptophyta, Magnoliopsida, Gentianales, Rubiaceae. Bases 1 to 2250 code for a protein of 749 amino acids. The record is from RefSeq and is a predicted model, not a curated record. The transcript has a single exon.
AUGGAUAAGAGUUGGAUGUGGAAAGAUAGAAGAAGUGGUGAAUUUGAAAAGGGUUUGGAAUUAUUCUUAAACUAUGCAUUUAAGCAUUCAAGUCAUGGGAAUGGAAUGAUUGCUUGUCCAUGUUCAGAAUGUAAAUGUGGAGUAUGUGUGUCUAGGCCAGAUGCAAAAAUUCAUUUGAAGGUGUUUGGAUUUCUUAAGGGAUACACACAGUGGGUAGCUCACGGGGAAUUUGUAUACUCUUCUGCACCGAUACAGACCUCAGACAAUGUUCCUCAUAACGUAUCUGAUAUAGGUGAUGACAUGAAUGGUCUAGUUCAUGAAACCUUAGGAAUACCUCAACAAGAUCCUGCUAUGGCUGGUACAUUUGAAUCUAAUCAGGAACUACCAAAUUCAGUUGCUGAAAAGUUUUAUAAGUUAAUUGAUGAUUCUCAACAAGAACUCUACCCUGGUUGUAAAAAUUUUUCCAAGCUUUCGUUCAUAUUUCGCUUGCUUCACUUGAAGUGUCUGGGUAAAUGGAGUAACAAAAUCUUUGAUAUGCUUCUUGAUUUGUUAAGAGAAGCAUUUCCUGAAGCCAUGGAAAAAUUGCCUAAAUCUUACUAUGAGUCUGAAAAAUUAAUGAAAGAAUUAGGACUUGGAUAUGAAAAGUAUGAUGCUUGUCCUAAUGAUUGCACUUUGUAUUGGGGGGUAAAUGCAAAAAGAACUUGUUGUGAAACAUGCAAAGAACUUAGAUGGGAAGCAUCAGAAAAUGAUCCAUCCGGUGAGAAAAGAAAAGUCACACGUAAGGUUUUAUGGCAUUUUCCACUAAAACCCAGGUUGCAACGUUUAUUUAUGUCAUCUAAAACUGCAAAGCAUAUGAGAUGGCACUCGGAGGGUCGUACUAAGGAUGGUUAUAUGAGGCACCCUGCUGAUUCCCCAGCUUGGAAAACUUUCGAUUAUCAGCAUACAGAUUUUUCUAAGGAUCCUCGUAAUGUUAGGUUGGGAUUGGCUUCCGAUGGAUUUAAUCCAUUCAAAAGUAUGAGCUCUACUCAUAGUACAUGGCCGGUGAUUUUGAUACCUUAUAAUUUACCGCCUUGGAUGUGUAUGAAACAGCCAUAUUUAAUGUUGUCAUUGUUGAUACCAGGUCCACAUGCUCCUGGUAAUGAUAUUGAUGUAUAUUUACAACCUCUAAUCAAAGAAUUGAAAGAAUUGUGGGAGAUGGGGAUCAAUACAUAUGAUGCAUCUUGCAAACAAAACUUUCAAUUAAGAGCAGCAUUAUUAUGGACUAUCAGUGAUUUUCCUGGCUAUGCAGUUUUAUCCGGUUGGAGUACUAAAGGAAAAUAUGCAUGCCCUGUUUGUCAUAAACACACAACUUCACAACGGUUAAGGCAUAAGGAUUGUUAUAUGGGCCAUAGAAAAAUUUUGGAUCCGGCUCAUACUUUUAGGAAGAAUUCUCGAGCUUUUAAUGGAAAGGAAGAACAUGGGAGAGCUCCUGAAAAAUUGAUGGGGUCUACAAUUUUAUCUGAAUUGAAAAAUUUUCAAAUCAGAUUUGGAAAAUUAGUUGAUGAUAAUCCAACAUUGCCAUUCAGUUGGAAAAAUUUGAGCAUUUUCUUUGAUCUUCCUUAUUGGAAAGAUAAUUUAAUUCGUCAUAAUUUGGAUGUCAUGCAUAUUGAAAAGAAUAUUUGUGAUUGCAUUGUUGGGACAUUGUUGAAUCUGGAUAAAAAUAAGGAUGAUUAUACUGCACGCUGUGAUUUACGUGACAUGGGUAUAAGGCCGGAACUUCAUCCAGUUGAGAAAGAAAAUGGUAGAUUUUAUUUGCCUCCAGCCUGCUUUACAAUGGACAGGAAGGAAAAAGAAAUUUUCUGUAAAGUGCUAAAAAAAGUGAAGGUACCGGACGGGUAUGCAGCUAAUAUAUCUAGAUGUGUGAAAGUGAAGCCAGUCAAAAUUUAUGGACUUAAGAGCCAUGAUAACCAUAUUUUGAUGCAGCAGUUGUUGCCAAUAGCUUUGAGAAAAACAUUAUCGAAGGCAGUCCGCUCUCCAUUGAUUAAAUUGAGUAGGUACUUUCGAAAGUUGUGCUCUAAAGUCCUUUGUGCUGAAGAUUUAGUCCACAUGGAGAUGGAGAUUGCUAUUAUACUUUGUCAACUCGAGAGAAUCUUUCCACCAUCUUUUUUUGUUAUCAUGGUGCAUUUAUCUAUCCAUUUGGCCACCGAGGCAAAAAUUGGAGGGCCAGUCCAUUAUCGCUGGAUGUAUCCUAUUGAAAGGUAUGUGUUCUGA